AUGUCUCACUUCUAUGUUACAACAAAACCAACAAAAGACCGAUUCGGCUAUCAAGGCUUUGGAAAUUCAAGUGGGGCAAUUGGAGACCGAUGUGAACCUAUUGAAAGAUCAGCAUCCACAAAGCUUGCUUCACAACCAUUUGUGAAUCCAAGAGAGAGUGUUAAUGCGAUUUCCUUGAGGAGUGGAAAAAACGUGGAGCAACCAAAUCAACAAGAUAAGGUGCAUGAAGAGUUAGUCGAAGACAAAGAAGAAACCACAUCAAAGGAGAAUUCCAAGGAACCGAUUCCUACUUUCACCACUCCACCCCCGUUUCCGAGACGAUUUGCUAAGUCGAAGAAAGAGUUGGAAUACAAGGAUAUUUGGGACAUCCUUAAGAAAGUACAAGUCAACAUUCCACUCAUUGAACCCACUCGAAAAAUUCCUCGCUAUGCAAAGUUCUUAAAGGAGUUGUGCAUGAAGAAGAAAAGUUUGAAAGGGAAUGAAGUCAUGAGUGUGGGGGAGAAUUCUUUGGCGUUCAUUCUCAAGAAACUCCCACCUAAAUUAAAGGACCCCGGUAGUUUCACUAUACCUUGCACAAUUGGUAAAACAAGGUUUACUCGAGCUUUGCUAGAUUUAGGAGCAUCCGUCAAUGUUAUGCCUUCUUCGAUUUAUGAUUCGUUAAAUCUUGGUCCUCUUAAGGGGACCUGGGUAGUUCUUGAACUCGCUAACCGAUCUAAUGUUUACCCGAAAGGGAUUGUUGAGAAUGUCUUGGUGCAGGUUAAUGGGAUUAUAUUCCCGGCUGAUUUCUAUGUCUUAGACAUGCAUGAUGAGAACUCGUCCAAGUCUACACCUUUGUUAUUGGGUAGACCAUUCUUGAGUAUCGCUGGAACGAAGAUUGAUGUCCAAAAUGGAACCUUGACUACGGAGUUUGAUGGUGCAGUCAUCCACUUCAAUAUCUUUGAGACAAUGAGAUACCGGGUGAUGUAA
Papaver somniferum (opium poppy) is the source of this 966-nucleotide messenger RNA. RefSeq lists its product as uncharacterized. Lineage: Eukaryota; Viridiplantae; Streptophyta; Magnoliopsida; Ranunculales; Papaveraceae. Bases 1 to 966 code for a protein of 321 amino acids. The transcript has a single exon. The record is from RefSeq and is a predicted model, not a curated record.